GGAGGAGGAGGACGAGGAGGAGGAGGAGCUGCUGAGGAGGGACCCUUUGCUGCCAGCGGGGACCCAGCGCGUGUGCUUGGUUCACCCUGACGUCAAGUGGGGACCCGGGAAGCCGCAGGGGACCCGAGCAUUCUCGUCUCCCCGGAAGGAGACCCUGGACCCCCAGCAGUAGGCCUCCCCCUUGCUUCUCCCCCACCCAACCCCUGGCGACCAGGAAUCGGCCUUCUGUCCCUGUGGAUUUGCCUGUCCUGGACGUUUCACGUGAGUGAUACGUGGUCUUUUGUGUCUGGCUCCUCUCACUGAGCGCCAUGUUUCUGAGGCACGUAUAUGUUGUAGCCCGUGUCAGUGCUUCAUUCCUUUUUUUUCUUAAAAACUGUUUUUUAGAGGGCUUUUAGAUUCAGAGCAAAAUCGAGAGGAACGUAUAGGUACUUUUCAUACAUGCUCGCUGCCGUCACCAAUGGAUGGUCUCCGCCGCCUUCAGCAUCCCCACCAGAUGCUGAGCGGCAGGUGGUGGAAGCACAGGCGCUGGUGCACACGCUGGAUGGUUGGUCGGUGGUGGACACGAUGGUGGUGCCCACCAAGACGCCAGGCAGGAAGCUCAUCUUCGGCAGAGGGACCUUGGAGCACCUGACAGAGAAAAUCAGAGGCUCCCCGGAAGUCACCGCCGUCUUCCUGAAUGUGGAGAGGAUGGCUGCACCCACCAAGAAAGAACUGGAAGCCGCCUGGGGUGUGCGGGUGUUCGACCGAUUCACGGUGGUUCUUCAUAUUUUCCGCUGCAACGCCCGCACCAAGGAGGCCCGGCUGCAGGUGGCCCUGGCCGAGCUGCCCCUGCUCAGGUCCCACCUGAAAAAUGACGUUGCCCACCUGGGCGGACGAGGAGGGGGCUCUCGCCACAUCAUGGGGUCAGGAGAGUCUUUCCUGCAGGUGCACCAGCGUCUCCUGAAAGAUAAGGAAGCGAAGAUUCGGAAGGCCCUGGACAAACUCCGCCAGAAGAGGCUUCUCCUGGGGCAGCAGCGGAGGCGGCGGGAGUUCCCUGUGGUCUCCGUGGUCGGAUACACGAACUGCGGAAAGACCACGCUGAUCAAGGCCCUGACGGGGGACGCCGCCAUCCAGCCCCGGGACCAGCUGUUUGCGACGCUGGACGUCACAGCCCGCGCGGGGCGGCUCCCCUCCCGGCUGACCGUUAUCUACGUGGACACCAUCGGCUUCCUCUCCCAGCUGCCCCACAGCCUGGUCGAGUCCUUCUCGGCCACCCUGGAGGACGUCCGCCGUUCGGAUCUGGUCAUCCACGUGCGAGACGUGAGCCACCCCGAGACAGAGCUGCAGAAGGCCAGCGUCCUGUCGGCCCUGCGGGCCCUGCAGCUGCCGCGCCCGCUGCUGGACCACAUGGUGGAAGUGCUCAACAAGGUGGACCUGGUGCCCGGGUACAGACCCGCCGAACCCAACGCGGUGGCCGUGUCUGCGCUCCUGGGGCUCGGGCUGGAGGAGCUGAAGGCCAGGCUGGAGGGAGCGGUUCUGAGAGCCACGGGCAGGCAGGUCCGCACGCUCCGAGUGGGGCUGGCGGGGCCGCAGCUGAGCUGGCUGCAUCAGGAGGCCACGGUGCAGGCGGUGGACGUGAGGCCUGAGGCCGGGGUGGCCGACGUCAAGGUCAUCAUAAGCGACCCGGCUUACGGCAGGUUCAAGAAGCUCUUUCCAGGGUGAAAGGACGCCCAAGGGUGCGGAUGCUCCCUGAGGACUGAGGGGGGGCUCCCCGGGGGCCGGGGGGCUGCAGCGUUCCCGCCUCAGAGAGGAGCGGGCGCCCCGCGUGGGCCCUACGCCCCCGUGAGCCUGGCGGGAGGGCCGCUGGGGCUGGGAGCUGGCGUCGAUGGUGAGACUCUGAGCGGUUCCGGUUGACCGUCAGGGGCGUCUGGAGAGCUGACGUCCCGUCCAGGGUGCUUGAGCCGCGAGACAGUAAAAGCUUUGUGUGUGUUCGUGAA
Messenger RNA from Balaenoptera musculus (blue whale), 1976 nucleotides. It is a transcript of the gene GTPBP6, whose product is annotated as GTP binding protein 6 (putative). Gene Ontology annotation, cellular component: cytoplasm. The record is from RefSeq and is a predicted model, not a curated record. Bases 439 to 1701 code for a protein of 420 amino acids. Lineage: Eukaryota; Metazoa; Chordata; Mammalia; Artiodactyla; Balaenopteridae. The transcript has 11 exons. Gene Ontology annotation, molecular function: GTP binding; ribosome binding.